CUCUGCCGUCGGCGGCGCCGAAGCCACCGUCGCCGAGGCUCCCGCACCGUGUCGGGCUUUGAGAGCGACGCCCGGACGUCAGCUGGGGCGACCGCAGCGGAGUCCAGCUCCAAGACCGCGGCGACGACCACCAGAGCCAGCAUGCGUGCCACGACGGCAAGGAGCAAAACCUCGCCGUCGUCUUUGUUUUCCUCUUCGGAGACUGCGCACGUGCUCCGCAUGAUGAAGAAUCGGAACCUUCCCCAGCCACCGCCCGACAACUGGGGCUCAGCGGUGCGGUUCGCCGUGGCCGUGAUCCUCUCGGGCACCAUGUUCUCGCUCGUCAUGGUGCUCGGCUACAUCUUCGAGACGACCAUGAUUCUCCCCUGGGACAACAUCAACACCAAUGACGGCACACGUCCUAGUGGGCUCGAGAAAGGAGUAACCGUGGCGGUGGCUUUCGGCAUGAACGACACCGCACUUUAAUUCUCCGGAGCCCGCGACACUUUUGUCAAGCCCAAGAGCCUGCCGAACUACGACCAAGAAGAGGGAGACACGGUGGCGCUGCUGUGACAAGCUGGAGUUGUCCGGCCGACAUAGCGUGUUCGCGAACUCUAUUGAUAUUCGAUAUAUCUGCCAGGUGAUAGGCGACUACGUAGUGCGUUAACGCAUCGAAACUGUCGCAGCGAAGUUGCUGAAUGUGCUCCAUGAAUCGUCUUAGAGGUGGAAAGAAAGCUGAAAAACUGGAUGUAUU
Molecule: messenger RNA, 733 nt
Organism: Dermacentor albipictus
Lineage: Eukaryota; Metazoa; Arthropoda; Arachnida; Ixodida; Ixodidae
Source: RefSeq, a predicted model, not a curated record